GCCAAACAUUUUUGAACACUCUACAAUACGCUGUAUCAGCUCUUUCAUAAUGGAGACCGAAAACCGCGAACAAUGGGCUGUCCUUGUUGGGAUCGAUCAAUACCCCCUCGGUGUUCCUGACUUAUUCGGCUGCGUCCAGGAUGUAGUCGAAGUCUCCGAGCGUCUCAUGAACUGAUCUCAAUAUUCCUGCCAAGAACAUUGAGGUUUUCACGGCCGCUCAAGGACGGGAUCUUGACUAUUCGUCACCAGACGCCCCUACCAAGAAAAACUUUCUUGCGGCGCUAAACAGGCUUAUGGAAAAGCAAGCUGGCGGUUUCGUUUACGUCCACUACUCAGGUCAUGGCGAUAGAUGUCUUACGAAACACGAGGAGCUCAAAGGACCGGGGCAACAUGAUGAAUGCAUUUGCACUUGGGAAGAAGAUAUCACAGACGUUGAGCUAGGCGGUGUUCUGGAUAAUCUCGCCGAGAAACAUACACUUUUCGUCACACUGGAUAGUUGUCAUUCGGGGGGUGCGGACCGCGACAGAGAACAAGAAGCGAACUCCAAUGUCAAGGUCCGUUGCAGGAGCUACGUCCCUCCUCAGGUCUUCAAUCUUUCAGAUUCAACUACUCAUGGAGACGCAAAAUCUGAUCAAGCCUCGGAUCCUUCAGGCUUGUCUCCUCUUGAUAAUGGUGGAUAUCGAAACGUUACUCCCUCAAACAAGAGUUUGCUUUACAAUCCUCGCAAAUACAAUCUCAUUGCGGGCUGUCAGCCAAGCCAAUACGCUGCAGAGUGGAAAUACACGAAGACCGUGGAUAACAUAUCGAAACACUUGACGUGUGGUGCAAUGACCUACCACUUCUUGAAGUCUCUGGAUAGCCUCAGACCUUCGGGUGAACCCGUGACCUAUAAGCAAUUGAGCGACAAAAUGCAAGCCCCAUUCCGGGUCACCCCCUACGGCAACAGGCAAAACCCCAUGCUUUUGGGUGAUCCAGAUCGAAUCUUAUUAGCUACCAAAACCAUGCAGAUUAAAGCACGAGCUCUGACCGCAAAUGUUAUUGUGAACAAUAACAACUCAGUGACGUUGAAUAAGGGAAUUGCGAACCAGAUAACCCUUGGAGAUAAAUUCCUGCUGUAUCCUCCUUCCAAGGUCUACCUAGGGCUCAUUCUUGCAGAUGAUGCAGCCGGCAUAGAGGCCGAAGUUACUUCAACUGCUAUGUACACCUCAGAUCUUGUCCUAAGCGGAGACAAUGCCAGACGUCUGAACGACAUUGCUCCAGGGUGGUUUGCAAGACUGUCAAAGCGAUCCCACGCCAAACUAGUCUAUCUUCAAUUUCCACCAGGGGGGGAUAACCCCGCCUACGAGCGAAUUCGCACCAACUGGCGGCAUAAUGUCAAUUACCAAGCGCCAUACAAUUUGAUCUUCGAUCCUCCAGUCAAUGCUCCCACUCCCGACUUCGCCGUCAGUGUCGACGAGAACGCAGAAUUUCGGGUGCAGGAUCGCGACGGAGAUACCCUCAAAGGCCUGCCUUUAAUACCCGCAGAAGGAGAAAGAAAUGUCAAUCAGCUGACGUGUUUGCUCAAUCAGCUCUGCUUAUACCAAAUGCUGUUGUUGGACGUCAAACACUCCCCUGGUUGGAAGCCCAAUUAUGACUUCAGAAUUGAGGCCUUAACUGGCAAGUCACAGGACGACAAUUCCCUUGCAGACCAAAAAAUAGUCUUCAAGAACAAUAGCUUCGUGGGUCUGUACGUAACAAUCCUGUAUCUCGGGCCCGCCUAUUGCAUCCAGGAGGUUUUUCCGAAUGAUUUUGCAAACAGCUCAGAACUUCCCUCGCGUGAGGCAAUUUCAGAAGAAGUUAUCGUCAGUAUCACAAUCCCGGACAUUCUCAAACCAUUCUCAACCCAGCCAAGCUUCCAGAUGAGGGAUACUUUCAAAGCUUUCAUAACAACUAAGCCAAUUGACUUGUCUAAUUACAUGCUGGAUGAUUUCGAACAUGAUCCUGCCAAAUUAGAAUCUCCAUCUCGUGCUACUAUCAGGCGGCCAGUAUUUGAUGGAUUGGCUGUCGAAGAAUUACAUGUUAUCACGCAACUUGAUGAGGACAAAACUUACAGUGUGGUAGUGGAAUAACUAGACUGCAUAUAUUACGACACGACUCUUAUAGUCGUCAUUAUGGGUCUCUUAGUCACUGAGUAGGCGGCGCCGGAUAAGUAUCGGUCCGCCUAACUACAUAUUGAAUACAGAUUGUUGAAUUGUUAAGAUGAUCCCAUAGUCCUGACUCAGACUAUUGAGUGAACGUGAUAAUCUAGUACAGUAUUCACUACAUAGUAAAAUAAACGAUCUGAAACUCGGGGUUAAGCGGACUUAAAGCACUAUAAAAAUCCAUGUGAACUCUUAUUUAUUAAGCAAAACCGCGAAGCACUUUCGAAGUUAGGAGUUGAGCGAAGUGCAGGCUCCAGACACCAGCCGUAAACUUUACAGGCCACAGUUCGGAAUACUGACGAUCAAUUAGUCAAAUUCUCAGUUUGAGGCCAGAUUUAAUAACUUGAGAGGUAGUGUAGAACUCCAUUUUUCGGGCUACCUCAGUUUUGAAGUUGAUAUUGCAAUGUAGCUACAAGACAAAGUUU
Molecule: messenger RNA, 2605 nt
Organism: Trichoderma harzianum CBS 226.95
Lineage: Eukaryota; Fungi; Ascomycota; Sordariomycetes; Hypocreales; Hypocreaceae
Exons: 1
Coding region: 294-2108 (604 amino acids)
Biological process (GO): proteolysis
Molecular function (GO): cysteine-type endopeptidase activity
Source: RefSeq, a predicted model, not a curated record